Messenger RNA from Annulohypoxylon maeteangense, 1068 nucleotides. RefSeq names its product phosphoglycerate mutase-like protein. The transcript has 3 exons. The record is from RefSeq and is a predicted model, not a curated record. Gene Ontology annotation, cellular component: cytoplasm. Lineage: Eukaryota; Fungi; Ascomycota; Sordariomycetes; Xylariales; Hypoxylaceae. Gene Ontology annotation, molecular function: phosphatase activity. The coding region runs from base 226 to 927 and encodes 233 amino acids.
AACACUCAUCCAUCCAUCGCCUUCUCUUCAACUUCUAAGCUGCUUUGCUCAUAUUUUAGCGUGCAUGAUUUGUUGAAAUUCCCAGGCAGAAAAUACAAGGCAACAAUCACUACAGUCAAUCAUAAAUAGACCAUAAGAUAGACUCAAUCAUACACUCACACUCUCACCUCUUAACUUCUACACAUCAACACUUUUUACUGUUUACACUUCUACUUCUACUUCACUAUGGCGCCCAACUCACGCCUCAUUCUUACUCGCCAUGCCCAGGCAGAACACAAUGUCGACUCAGACUACUGGAUCCCCGACGCACCGCUCACCCCUCUUGGUAAAAAGCAAGCGGCAUCCCUCAGCCGGCUCAUACCCGACCUGCAGAAAGAAGCAGAUGUCGUAAUUUCCUCUCCACUGCGGCGCACCCUUCAGACCACUUACCUAGGAUAUGCGCCAGCUAUCGAGCGCCUUGGUGGCUUGAAAAAUGUCGUUGUGCUCCCCCAGGCUCAGGAGUGCAAUAAUAUGCCGUGCGACACGGGUUCAUCGAAGGAGGUCCUAGAAAGUAUCCCUGAAUUUGCAGUAUUUGACCUGACGCCUUUAACCCCUGACUGGAAUAGCAAAGAGGGAUUCUGGGCACCGACUGUGGGGGCGUUGACUGAGAGAGCCCAAUGGGUGAGAAAAUUCUUGAGAGACAGGCCGGAGAAGAAUAUCGUGUUCGUGUCGCAUGGUGAUAUUCUACGAAGAAUCACGACAAGACCGGGCCGGGAAAGCAGCGAUUACCCAUGGCAAAACGCCGAGGUGAGGAUCUUCGAGUUCGAUCCCGAAUUUGUGGAUUCGGAUGAGUGCUUCUUAUACCAAAAGGAGAAUGUGGCGGCUGCGGGCGGGUACGGACUAACAAGUACGGAGCUGGAGAUCGAGCAGGGUGAGGGGAGAUUGUAGAUCCCUAGAAUUAGAUUUGGUGCAAUCAUUCAUAUCCGCGGACAGUAGACGGAAAUUUGGACGAUUAGAGCAGCCCGCUGAUAGACAUAGAUAGGCCGGUUGCUGUUAGAUCAUAGAGAGAAUUGGAUAUCUUCUACGGUG